Messenger RNA from Drosophila navojoa, 1067 nucleotides. It is a transcript of the gene Mettl4, whose product is annotated as Methyltransferase like 4. Gene Ontology annotation, cellular component: nucleus. Gene Ontology annotation, molecular function: nucleic acid binding; methyltransferase activity. NCBI's taxonomy places the organism in Eukaryota, Metazoa, Arthropoda, Insecta, Diptera, Drosophilidae. Gene Ontology annotation, biological process: methylation. The record is from RefSeq and is a predicted model, not a curated record.
AUGCAAAAAUUGCAAUCAAAUCAAAUUGACAAUAAACACACGAUUUUACUAAAUCACCGGCAAUUAAUAAAUGAAGCAUACGCAGCUGGAGUACCUCACUAUGAAGUAUAUGAAUUAAAAUCGCAGUUGUUUCACUUUCAGCCAAAAAUAACUCAACAGUCACAGCAAGAUCUAAGGAAGCGCAAACGCAAACCGAACGAAGUCGAAAACAAUGCAUGUGAGAAUAAUAUUCUGGGCUACCUGGAACUGCUGCCCGAUGCCAAAGUGGACGAUUUGCCACCACUGCCCCGCUACUGGGAAGAAAAGUAUGGUCUGCCGCAAAUGCAUGGCAGCAAUAUGAGCGGUAAAUUUCAAAAGUAUAAAACACAGGAAAAGACUUUCAUAAUACCACAUGCAACCCGCUUUUACAACCAUAACGUGGAUCAACUAACCACAUUAUUGCCACAGCUGUUGCCCAGUUAUGAUAUAAUUGUGAUUGACCCUCCCUGGCGCAACAAAUACAUACGCCGUGUAAAGCGCGCCAAGCACGAGUUAGGAUAUGCCAUGAUGGACAAUGAGCAAUUGGCACUGCUGCCAUUGAAUCAACUCACACAUGAGCGCAGCAUUGUGGCCAUUUGGUGCACGAACUCCAACUUACACCAGACGAUGCUGGAAACAGAGCUACUGCCACGUUGGCAUCUACGUUUACUGCACAAACUGCGCUGGUACAAGCUUAAUACGGCACAUCGACUCAUUUGCAACGUAAACCAAACGGAUUCCACACAAAAACAGCCCUACGAGCAGCUCUAUUUGGCCUGCCACGCACAGAGCGAUGGGGCAUAUGCCGCAGACUUGCAGCAAACCGAAUUCCUGCUUAGCGUGCCCAGCAUUGUGCACUCGCACAAGCCACCGCUCCUUGACUGGUUACGUCCACAUUUGCAGCUUGAGCAGGAUCAAGCUGAGCCCAAUUGCUUAGAGCUGUUCGCCCGCUAUUUGCAACCGCAAUUUACGUCGAUUGGCAUCGAAGUAUUGAAGCUAAUGGAUGAGCGUUUGUACGACCAAGUAAUAAAAAGAAGCUAAUAAUUCAA